This is a messenger RNA of Necator americanus (New World hookworm), 534 nucleotides long. RefSeq lists its product as uncharacterized. The record is from RefSeq and is a predicted model, not a curated record. NCBI's taxonomy places the organism in Eukaryota, Metazoa, Nematoda, Chromadorea, Rhabditida, Ancylostomatidae. Bases 1 to 534 code for a protein of 177 amino acids. The transcript has a single exon.
AUGACAGCCCAGGGAAAGAACAUGAAAGAGAAGGUAAUUGCGUUAAAGCCCACAAUUCUGUUCAACAUGAAAGGGAUGAGAAUCACUCUUAAUACGGUCACCAUACCGCCUACACCUGAGCUUACAUCCACGUUCAUAAGUGAUGGAUCACAAAUCGCCUCAUGGAGAUAUGAUACAGCAACUUCACUAGUCUGUGACUCCGAGGAAGCGGCGAUUACCAUGAAUUGUUCAAUGAAUUCGAUCUGCGUCUGCGAGCCAGCAGAGAGCACAGUAAACUGCGCCUGCAACAACAUAAAUAUCACAAAAAUCUUCAAGACAGAAGUGGAGAAUCGCCUUCCAGCAAGAAGACCAUGGAUAAAUUCAGCAGCAGUUCGUCACGAUCCCUCGACAUUGUCAGCACCUAUACCUUCAUUUUUGACAGCAGAACUUCUUGUUCACGUCAUAGACAAGUUCGACAAGACAGUCAUCAAACUUACCGGGUUUAGGUGCAAAGUGAGAAAUGCAAUGGUUCAAGGAUGUUACAACUGCCCAUAA